Molecule: messenger RNA, 1212 nt
Organism: Rhineura floridana
Lineage: Eukaryota; Metazoa; Chordata; Lepidosauria; Squamata; Rhineuridae
Product: ficolin-1-like
Exons: 11
Coding region: 116-751 (211 amino acids)
Source: RefSeq, a predicted model, not a curated record
GAACUCCCUCCCAUGGCAUAGGCACAUUCUCUAUUGUUUUUUCAGUGCCUGAACACCUCCCAGCUCAUAAAAGGUUGAGGGCAGGGCAGGCAGCAGACGCAUCGAAGGUGCAGUGAUGAGGGCGGACACAAAGCGAACCUGCAUCUCCCUGCUCAGUCUGAUGAUGACAGUAGCUUGUGGGGUCGCCCUUGAUACCUACCCAGAAGUGCAGGUCGUGCGCCUGGGAGGGGACGAGAAGUUGGCCAUACUCCGGGGAUGCCCCGGUGCUCCUGGUGCAACAGGGCCCCAAGGGGAUCCAGGUGUCCCUGGUGCAAAAGGUGAAAGGGGCCUGCAGGGACUCCCUGGGAAAAUUGGACCCCCGGGAUUGAAAGGAGACAAGGGUGACCCAGGUGCUCAUGGGGAGAAAGGAGACAAAGGUGACCCAGGUGCUCAUGGGGAGAAAGGUGAUAAAGGUGAUGCAGGAGCCCCAGGGAAGAUUGGACCCAAUGAGCUGAAUGACAUCCACUGCAAGCAGGGUGCCAGAAAUUGCAAAGAGCUGUUGGCCAAGGGGGUGCUCCUGAGCGGCUGGUACACCAUCUACCCCCGGGACUGCGUGCCCCUGACGAUGCGGUGCUGUGUGACAUGGAUACCGACGGAGGGGGAUGGAUCGUCUUCCAAGGCGAGCGGACGGCUCUGUGGAUUUUUACCGGGACUGGGACUCUUACAAGAGAGGGUUUGGAAGCCAGCUCACGGAAUUCUGGCUGGGAAAUGACAACAUCAACCUGCUGACCUCCUUGGGAGAGAAUGAACUGCGCAUCGACCUCACCGAUUUUGAUAACAACCACGUAUUUGCCAAGUACGCAUCCUUCAGAAUUUCAGGGGAAACGGAUCAGUACCGGCUGGCGCUUGGGAAUUUCACCGGAGGCACUGCAGGUACCUCUUUGGAAACUGUCCUGCCUCUUUCUGGGGCUACAGGAGGGAAAACAAUCAAACAAUGGAGCAAAGUGACCUGAUGGGAGAAGUGUGCUGUCUGACAUGUCCUCUCCCCAAACUUGUCAAAACAUUUGGGAAGCAGCAGGGAGCGAAGGCAAAAGAGGACAAGGCAGAUCCUGGGAACUGCAGAGGAAGAGGCCCUUGAAGAAGCCGUUUACUCCCCUCCCUUUGUCACACUUUUUGUUCCUGAUGGGGUAAACUUCCCUGGUGAAGCUCAGAAGACUCCGUUAUUUCCCUCAA